Hibiscus syriacus is the source of this 640-nucleotide messenger RNA. RefSeq names its product cytochrome b-c1 complex subunit 9-like. The transcript has 3 exons. Lineage: Eukaryota; Viridiplantae; Streptophyta; Magnoliopsida; Malvales; Malvaceae. The record is from RefSeq and is a predicted model, not a curated record. Gene Ontology annotation, biological process: mitochondrial electron transport, ubiquinol to cytochrome c. Bases 119 to 340 code for a protein of 73 amino acids.
ACCCAGCAAGCGCAUUCCCUAUAAUUCGGGUAGACCCAGUAACCCUUAGUUCACCAUCUCUGCAAACCUUAAUCGCAGAUCCCCGCAAAAGAAACUUCCUUUACCAUAUUGAAUCAUCAUGGGUUCUGUCACUCGAAGAAGAAGUCAAGGAGGCCUCUUCGAAAGCCUCUACAGAGUCAUCAUGCGCCGUAACUCCGUAUACGUCACCUUCGUCAUCGCCGGUGCUUUCCUCGGCGAACGCGCUGUAGAUUAUGGAGUUCAUAGGCUCUGGGAAUACAACAAUGUUGGGAAACGAUAUGAAGACAUUCCAGUGUUGGGACAGAGGCAAUCAGAGGAAUGAAAUCACCAGACCUUUUCUGGAUGUUUUGAAUUUGUUAUUGAGGAUUGAGCCAGAGCAUAUGUCUAUUUUUGGUAGCUAUGCUCUCAUUGUUGCAAUAAAAUGUGUUUUGGUCGAACAGCUUUGUUUCAUAACCAUGAGUUGGUUAGACAAUCAUUCAAAAAAAAUUAUUAUUCAGAUUUGUUGAUGGCAGCAUCAAACUGAUUGAACCCAUUUUGUCAUCAUAGUUGCAUUUGCAUCGAACGAUUAGGUUCUGUAUGAUUGUGAUUUGAUGGCCAAUGUUCAUAAUAACAGGAUGACCGA